This is a messenger RNA of Aspergillus chevalieri, 696 nucleotides long. RefSeq lists its product as uncharacterized. The record is from RefSeq and is a predicted model, not a curated record. NCBI's taxonomy places the organism in Eukaryota, Fungi, Ascomycota, Eurotiomycetes, Eurotiales, Aspergillaceae. Bases 1 to 696 code for a protein of 231 amino acids. The transcript has a single exon.
AUGCCUAGUUCUCGUGCCUCUUCUCUCUACAGCUCCCCCGUCCAUCACUACCCCGCUCCACCAAAGCUUGAUCUGGCUGACGCUCAUUCCCAGCUCUACCAGACUCCCUCUACCACUUCUGCUUCGUCUUCCCUCUUCCAGACUAUUUCUACGAGUUCUUGCAAACGAUCCUGCACCGGAAGUUCCGAUAAACGCUGUUCUCUUCAUGACUUCUCCGCCGCUGCCACUCAUGAUGGUGACGAUCAUCUCUAUCGCUCGUCCUGGUUGGGUCGGGAUGAGAAUGUCGCUGGAAUAGAAUAUGAUCACCCAGACAUUCAUGGAGAACUACCUCUAGCUCCUCCUGUCGAUGCCAGUGUCGAUCUUUUAUCCAGUCACACUGGAAACGGCCGCAAGCGCAGUCAUCAGGAACAGCAGGAAGGAGCUCAGGACAAGAAGGAUAUUACUCUAUCAGCACCUCCGGCUAGCUGGGGUCAAUCUGUGAUGAAUGUUGUGGGCAAAGUGUGGAGUUUUUGCUGGUCGGGCGCCCAGCCUCCCCAGUAUAAACAGCACUUCCUCGCUGUUCUGACCUUGUCCCCUCCCAAAUUUUUCUUCCUUCCAAAACUCCCUUCCGAAUCAGGAUAUAUUUAUACCAUUUCUUUACCUAGCACCACGAUAGCGAUACAUAGUCGAUUCACCGAAAUAGUCAUAAACGCCUAA